AAUUAAAUAAGCGCUCACAAGCUACUUCUUUCUUUGACUCUUCGUCAAUGAGCUACAUACAUUCAAGUUCUCUGCUCUGCUGCCAUUUCUUUCUUGAUGCGGCAUUGAUUUACAAGAACCUAAAGCCUACAUUUGUUGUCGGAGUAGAGAAAGACGAGGUGGUCUUGCAAGGACCUCCUCGACGCCAGUUUAUGGUCCGAGCUCUGUAGUCAUAGGUAGUCAUCAGGUAGUCAUAAGACGUUCUAUAAUCUUUAAAGCCCAAACUGAUACCCUA
Molecule: messenger RNA, 274 nt
Organism: Lentinula edodes (shiitake mushroom)
Lineage: Eukaryota; Fungi; Basidiomycota; Agaricomycetes; Agaricales; Omphalotaceae
Exons: 2
Coding region: 48-209 (53 amino acids)
Source: RefSeq, a predicted model, not a curated record